This is a messenger RNA of Trifolium pratense (red clover), 1852 nucleotides long. RefSeq lists its product as uncharacterized. The transcript is spliced from 9 exons. The record is from RefSeq and is a predicted model, not a curated record. The coding region runs from base 160 to 1590 and encodes 476 amino acids. Gene Ontology annotation, molecular function: protein binding. NCBI's taxonomy places the organism in Eukaryota, Viridiplantae, Streptophyta, Magnoliopsida, Fabales, Fabaceae.
UACUCAUAAACCGUUCAAAAAUAAAUAAAUAAAAGAUGAAUAAAAAUAAUAAUCAUCAUUUGACAAGAAUAAUCAUCAUAUUUAUAUUCAUGUGUUAAUUUCUUUCAAUAGAUCGAAGAAGUUCCUUCCGACAAAACAAAGGUUCUAAUCGAUCAAACCAUGUCUCAUCGCCACGGGGUUGAUGCUGAAUAUUUUGCGGAUGAGUAUGAAAUGGAUGAUGUAGAGGAUGAUAUUGAAAUCGAUGGUGAAUCUAUUAAUAGAGAGGCUGGUGAUGUCGACUCUGAUGUUGAUGAAUAUGAUUACUCGAGUAGUAAAGCUGUAGACACUACAGCUGCUCAAGCUAGAAGAGGACAAGACAUCCAGGGGAUUCCAUGGGAUAGCCUGAGCAUCACCAGAGAAAGGUAUCGUCAGACUAGGCUCGAGCAAUACAAGAAUUAUGAAAAUAUCUCCCAUUCGGGAGACCGGUCUGGGAAGGAUUGUAAAAGUACAGACAAAGGUUACUCAUUUUAUGAGUUCAGGAGAAAUUCAAGAUCAGUAAAAUCAACAAUUCUUCAUUUUCAGUUGAGGAAUUUGGUUUGGGCUACAUCAAAGCAUGAUGUAUACCUUAUGUCACAGUUCUCAGUAACCCAUUGGUCUUCUUUGACUUGCACAAGGUCUGAAGUACUCAAUGUUUCAGGACAUGUUGCGCCAUCAGAGAAACAUCCUGGAAGUCUUUUGGAGGGAUUCACACACACUCAAGUUAGUACACUUGCAGUUAAAGAUAAUCUUCUGGUUGCUGGAGGAUUUCAGGGUGAACUUAUUUGCAAGCACCUAGAUCGACCUGGUGUCAGCUUUUGCUCAAGGACUACUUAUGAUGAUAAUGCUAUCACCAAUGCCAUUGAGAUUUAUGCUUCUCCUAGGUAUUUAGUUUUCCUUAAUUGUUUUAUUAUUUUGAUAACGGAUAUUGGUGCUGUAUUUUUAAUAUACUUGUUCCUGGUUUUUAGUGGUGCAAUUCAUUUCACGGCAUCAAAUAAUGAUUGUGGAAUCAGAAACUUUGAUAUGGAGAAAUUUCAACUUUCUAAGUAUUUUCGUUUUCCCUGGCCAGUGAAUCAUACUUCUCUCAGUCCAGAUGGUAAGCUACUUUUGAUUGUUGGAGACAAUCCUGACAGUAUGUUGGUGGACUCUCAAAAUGGAAAGAAUAUUGCUCCAUUAUCUGGGCACUUAGAUUUUUCAUUUGCAUCAUCAUGGAAUCCCGAUGGGGUAACCUUUGCUACUGGAAACCAGGAUAAAACCUGCCGGAUUUGGGACAUGCGAAAUUUAUCCAAGUCAGUGGCAGUGCUGAAGGGAAACCUUGGAGCCAUACGUUCAAUCCGAUACAGUUCUGACGGCAAGUAUAUGGCCAUAGCAGAGCCGGCAGAUUUUGUGCAUGUAUAUGACGUGAACAGUGGGUAUGAGAAAGAACAGGAAAUUGAUUUCUUUGGUGAGAUAUCAGGCAUAUCUUUCAGUCCAGACACCGAAUCCCUUUUCAUUGGAGUAUGGGAUCGUACUUAUGGCAGCCUUCUUGAAUAUGGGCGGCGCCAUAAUUACUCAUACCUUGAUUCGAUGUUUUAGUUGAAUGACAGUCUGCUUUAUGUAUCCUUUUGGGGUAGGUUGUCAAUGUAUGUAUAAAUCGAGUGUCUUGCAAAUGUUCUCAAUUUGUAGUUGUAGUAGGGUGUGUCUAUACCAGUGUGUGUGUGUGGAAAGAGGUAUAGGGGCUAGAAGAUGAUGAAAGUGUGUGUGACUGAUCUUGAAGAUGCUGAAUAUCAUCAUCAGUAUGUAAUGCAGUAAUUGUGUCUUGGAAACUCAUUUUGGCAAUAAAAUAUAAAAUUAUAUA